Molecule: messenger RNA, 5862 nt
Organism: Penicillium griseofulvum
Lineage: Eukaryota; Fungi; Ascomycota; Eurotiomycetes; Eurotiales; Aspergillaceae
Product: Major facilitator superfamily domain, general substrate transporter
Exons: 5
Coding region: 1-5862 (1953 amino acids)
Biological process (GO): phosphatidylinositol phosphate biosynthetic process; transmembrane transport; inositol phosphate biosynthetic process
Cellular component (GO): nucleus; cytoplasm
Molecular function (GO): transmembrane transporter activity; inositol hexakisphosphate kinase activity
Source: RefSeq, a predicted model, not a curated record
AUGUCCAACUCGCCGUCCGUUCCCGAAGAUACCUUGCCUAACCCCUUGGUGACACCUGCUACACCUGCCCAACAUGAUUGCUCCAAGGAUAUCUACGGUACCCCACGUCACUUCCGGGAUAAUCUGUCUCAAGGACCUAGGGAGGUAUUAUCACCAUCGCGCGCUGAAUCUCCCACCCAUUCCUGGUCUCAACCCACUCGAUUAUCUUCUCUAAAAAGGACCGCCACCACACCUCCGGAGAAUACGGCCCAACCGGAUAUUGUCUACAGGCCUCAGCUGUCAGAACGUGACAGCAUCUUUGCUACUCAUUACCUCCCUUCAGAUAGCGUCGCAAAUACCCCACAAUUACCCCCCGAAAAGGCCUUGGGCAAUGAAUGUCAGGUCAACUUGAUCCCUAGCCUCGAUGAUGCAUCCGUGUCUCCAAGUGCAUUCUCCAAGGUCUCUCCCCACCGUUUGAGCGUCGACCCUUCCCACAUGGAAGUUGACGUCCACAGAAACUCUCCAUUGCGUUCCUCUGCCCUAUUUUCAUCCACCGAUAUCCCUCGUUUAUCUCUCCUGCGCGCAUCUACCUCGCCGACUGACCCAAAGAAAACCGAGGUUGAGACGGGCGUGCAGGCUCAUUUGGGAUCUCACCGGUACAAGGUGUCAUUGGAUCACACAGGUACGAAAACCAGUCGGCCUCAAGGCACUUUACCUGAACGGAAUCUCUUCCCGUCAACACUAGAUGAUGUCUCUCAUACAUCUCACUCUUUGACCAUCCUAUCCUCUGGCCAGGGCUCUCACGCCAGUCAGGAUCUCUUAUCCUACAGUCCAAAAGAAGAAACCCCCCAUACCCCUGUUGCGCCCGAACGAAGCCCCAGCAGAGGUCGUCGUGGCCGGGUUGACAGUUCAAUUGAAGCCAAUUUGCCCAAUUCGGAGCCGACUUCUAAUGUGCGCAGCCGUAAGUCCAGCCACUACCUGGGCCUCUUCAAAGAAAACACAACCACUUCUUCACCGGAUCGCAAACGACGGGAGGAUCGCGGCCCAUCACAAGAUGAGACGUUGGAGUCGAGGGAUCACACCAUGGAUCAUGAACAAGAACCACGCCGUUCAGAGCAGGAAACUUCGCUUCGUAAAAGCAUAUCACUCUCCGCACUUGGCGAUGCUCCGUCUUUCCAACCUCCGGACGAGUCCUCUCAGACCAUGCAUGACGAUGUGCCCUCCAAGCGUCGCCCUACAGCGUUGCCUCGCAGCUUGCUGGAAGAGAUCCGAAAUUUCCAUCUCACACCUGGCGGUAGCCAUGGAUCUUCUUUCUCCAAAAGCAUUCCAACUCAAUAUUCAGAGCGCACCCGCGACUACUUCCAGAAGGAUCCUGAUCUUGAGGUAUCCCCGACUGACUCUUUCGAGGAAGAAGAGCGUUGUGAAUCAAGGCAGUUUGGGGUUGAGGAGGAGGAAAAUGAGCAGAUCUCUUCUGCGGUUUACUUCCCCCACGAGCGGACAGUGCCUGAUGGCGCUGAUGCGCUGCAACAAUUUCCUGAUAGGCCUCAUGAUGGACAUCCGGGUCAGCUGUCAGCCGCGGAGAAAGGUCAUGAGCUGAUGUUAGUACCAGAACGUAGCGAUUCACCCGAAAAGGAAAUCAGCCAUGUGGAUAUAUCCUUUCGAUCUAAGAAUGAAAGUAAGAUCCUUUAUGGCGAUAUCCAUUCUCCUCGAGAGACUCUGCCAGACAAGCCUUUGGGUACCAUCUCUGAAUGCAGCUAUGAUGCAACAUACGAUUCUGAAGCCGAACCGUCAGCGGAUGAAAGUAUACACUCUGCAAAUGAUCUGACUGACGAGGCGGAAACCCCCACUGCCACACCGACCCAGAAAUCCCGGCUUCUCUCUCGCCCCAAACCCCCGCCCCCGAGGCCUCUUGGUGCCGUGGAAUUGAAGCCCUAUCGACAUCAGGUUGGCGGCCACACGACUGUUUUCCGAUUUUCCAGACGCGCUGUCUGCAAGCAGCUGAACAACCGAGAGAAUGAGUUCUACGAACGCAUUGAGCUGAGACACCCAGAUAUGCUGGUGUUUCUUCCAAAAUACAUUGGAGUGCUGAAUGUCACCUUCUCGAAGACAUCUAAACGAAAGGACCAGGCAGUUCAAGAGACAACACCUGCCAAUGGAACUUCAGCUCUCAGCUCUCAGCUUCACGAGGCAGCGGAGCCACAUGAGCCACAGCGAAUUGUUAGCCAGUCACAAGUCACAGGAGUGAUCCCCAAGGUCAUUCUUGAGAACAAUCGCCACAUCAUUCCUGCCGAUCUUUUUACCCGCCAGCAGCGACCGCGCACAGCAGAUGCUUCGAUAAAUCGCGCUCGAUCUGUUGAUGGCCUCGAGGGUAUGUCAGUAGAGUCUGACCCGUCGGCUCUGAGCAAGCGGGCCAAGAUCUGGGGCGCCACAACCGUCAAUCUCAAGCUUCAGGAGCAGGUUCUUCGCGAGGUAUUCAGCCCUCCUGCCAUUCAUCAUCAUCGACGGCAUGCUCGUGGUCAUGUCCAUCUGCCAAGAGCUCAUUCCGACAUGCCCACAACCACACGCCGCCGAGGAAACCUAUCAGAAGACAACACAGCCGGCAAUCGACGACCAACCCCUGGGCCAAUCGAAGCUCUGAAGACGGAAGCGAUUGACAUAAAGGUGCCCCCUAAUGAAGGCCCUGCUCUUUCAUCGUCGGCCUCGACUGCCCUAGAUGCCAAUCAGAACCGCCUGGAGAAAAUCCGGACUGAGGAGGAGCCUAACCGAGCAAGCUCGCUCUCUCGUGCUUCUCACACAAGACGGCGGCAUUCUGGGAGUGGCCUCCGGAGACGUGGCAGCAUGGACUCUCGCAACCAAGGAGAGCUCAUGUUCUUCGAUGACGAUGAUUAUGGCGCUGACAAGGAGGAUGAGAUUUUCUCUAUGGAAGCCGACGCUCCAAUGUCGGCUACUUCUUCCACCGCUAAACGUUCAGCUUCACCAGUUUCAGAAAACAACUCGACCAAUGGUCACCCUGCAGCCGAAGUUUUCCCUUCUAGCAUAACUUCUGAUCCAACUCGUUUCAAACCGAAAGAGCCUCUCAACGCGGUUUUACCUAGCAACCCUAAAGAGGCACAACUCAGGAAGGACGAAAGAGUGCAGUUCUUCCUCCUCCUUGAGGAUUUAACAGCUGGUAUGAAUAAACCAUGCGUGUUGGAUUUGAAGAUGGGCACCAGACAGUAUGGUAUCGAAGCGAAUGAGAAGAAGAAGAAGUCUCAGCGACGUAAAUGCCAGUCCACUACUUCCCAGCAGCUGGGUGUACGGCUCUGUGGCAUGCAGUCUUGGAACGUCAAGAAGCAGGAGUACAUCUUUGAAGACAAGUAUUUCGGACGGGAUUUGAAAUCUGGUCGUGAGUUCCAGGAUGCACUCACUCGGUUCCUUUACGACGGUGUCAGCUAUGCCAGCGUUGCCAAAAAGAUCCCUGUCAUUUUGGAAAAAUUAGCUCUAUUAGAACACAUGAUUCGGCAGCUAGAUAGCUACCGGCUCUAUGCUAGUAGUCUCUUGAUUCUUUAUGACGGAGAACCACAAGCCCCACCUCAGCAGGAACCGCCUCGUUCUGGCGAACGCACGUCACUCAAACAUGGAACCUCCGAAGAUGGCCAAAGCAGAAUGAACGUUCAACUGAAGAUUGUCGAUUUCGCUAAUUGUGUCACUGGCGAGGACGAACUUCCUCCAGAUACGCCAUGUCCACCUCACACCCCGCACGAUAUUGAUCGUGGAUAUCUGCGUGGCUUGCGCACACUCCGGAUGUAUUUCCAGCGCAUCCUGAAAGAGGUUACUCUGGAUGAAUUUGUGGAACGAGGUGAAGGUGAAGCCAUCGCGCUGGGCUCUCAACCCGCGGCUCGUGAGAGGCCCUCUGCUCAGUAUUGGGAUGAGACUAUGAUGGAAUCCGACGCGGGUGAACCGUCCCGUCUUCCAUACCCAUCUGGACCAACCUAUCUUACGCUUCCCCUCAGCAAAGAGCAGAUACAGCCUAGCGCAACCGGUGCGGAGAAGGCAACCACUAUGACAAUCGAUAAGCGGGACUUCGACGCGAACCGCCCGCUCCUCAAGGAUAUCGAUGCAGAACAUGACACAACCGACCGAAGCGCAGAGCCAUCACGGUUAAGGCCUGGGUCACGAAACUCACGGAGCUCCGGUAAUGACGGACUAGGUCUACGGAGUGAUGAUGGGCUACUGAGCGAUGUCGUCGAGGAGCUUGUCGAGCGGGACAGACGGAAGAUGCAGAAGGAGGUUAUUAGAGUGCUUAGCUUUGCAUGGGGUGUUGUCACAUGCUUGGGAGCUGGCAGUAUCACUGCUUUCUCUUUAUAUGGCCAUCUGUUCCUUACUAGACUCCAUUACUCGCAGUUCCAGGUCAAUGCCGUUUCUAUCGCCGCUGAAAUCGCAAUGUACCUUCCCGUCCCCUUGUUCGGCUAUUUGUGUGAUCGGUACAGCCCGUCUCCACUAGCUAUGUUCUCCGGACUGGUAUUUGGAAUCGGGUAUCUCCUCGCGGCGUUCACGUAUAAGAGCGGCCCGACUACUGAGGCGGGCGGGUCUGGGUGGCCCUUCUGGGUGAUGAUCGUGGCGUUUAUCGCUAUUGGUAUGGGGACUAGCUGCAUGUAUCUCGCAGCUGUUGCAACAUGCGCCAAGAACUUCGGCAGGGGAAAGCACAAGGGGAUCAUGCUAGCUGUUCCCAUUGCGGCGUUCGGCCUCAGUGGUAUGUGGCAGAGCCAGCUCGGUGUGUAUAUGUUCUAUGAACGUCUCGAGGAUGGGAGUCACGGUGAUCUUGAUGUUUUUAAAUACUUCGUCUUUCUGGCGCUUCUGCUGCUUGGAAUUGGUGUCAUCGGUACCUUUGCAUUGCGCAUCGUGGAGGAUGAUGAUAAGUAUAUUGAUGAAACGGUUGAAGAACUGGAACGCAGCGGACUACUGGAGGAGAGUGAUUUCUUCCGGCCACGGAAUGAAAUCAGGCAAGCGGUUGAGUACGGUACGUUCUCUGAUGCAUUCGACGAAGAGGGGUCAGCCCUGUCCGACGAAGAGCGCGAGCAGCAAAGGCUAGAGAAGGAACGUGAGGAAGAGGAGCGCCGGAAAAAGAACUGGCUACUCAACUAUGAAACCCGUGUGUUCCUACAAGAUAACACCAUGUGGUGGCUGGCUGCAGGCUUCUUCUUGGUCACCGGCCCCGGCGAAUCGUACAUCAACAACCUGGGCACAAUUAUCCCAACCCUCACACCUCAAUCAUAUCCCACAGGCGCAUCACCCCCAGCCGGAUCCCCCUCAACCCAUGUCACAACCGUAGCCCUAACAUCGACCAUUGCCCGCCUCCUAACAGGCUCUCUCUCCGAUUUCUUCGCACCCCCAGCAACACAUCUCUUCCCUUCACUUACCGAAGGAUCUCGACAAACACACCCAGCGUCUUCAUCCUCACGUCUCACUCUAUCCCGCAUGACCUUCCUCAUCCCCUCAGCCUUCCUCCUCUUCCUAGGCUAUCUUCUCCUCGCCUCACCCCUCCCACUAGCGCACCCAGGCAUCUUCAACUUAACAACCGCUCUAAUAGGCUUCGGGUACGGAAGCGCUUUCUCCCUCACUCCCAUCAUCAUAUCCGUCGUCUGGGGCGUCGAGAACUUUGCCACGAACUGGGGCAUCGUUGCCAUGAUGCCUGCGGCUGGUGCCGCGCUGUGGGGAGUUGUCUACUCCGCCGCCUAUCAGAAUGCUAUAGAUCAUGGCGAUGGUGGCUUUUCUGAUCGUCAGUGCCAUGGAUGGCGAUGCUAUGGCUUCUGGGCUGUUGGCUGCACAGUUAGUGUCUGGGUUGCUGUUUUGGCUUGGUUCGCUGCUUGGAGGGGGUGGAAGAAGAGGGGAGUUGUUGUUUAG